AUGGCUGAAUCAACACCGAUUGGAGUCGCUCUUAUUGGGGGAGAGCCCGCUGACGCUCGGCAACGCGGGAUCUGGGCCAAAGAGGAGCAUGCCCAUCCGCCAGAUCCCCUAGCCGAAGGUGUUUCCUACUCAGUUGAUCUCUACUCUGAAGAUCUCGAUGAGGCAUUCGAUGAGCUUCUACAGCGCCCGGAUCACGGAGCUGUCAUCAUCGCGUUGUCCAUUGAAAGUCAGCCCCGCUAUAUAAAGGCAGCUCUCUUGGCUGGAAAACAUGUCCUCUCGGAAAAGCCCAUAGCCGAGAUCUCCAGGAUGCAGUCGACCUUAAUCAAGUGGUAUCGCACCGAGCUCAGGGGACACCAACCUGGGCCGUUGCGGAGAACUGGCGGUAUCUGA
Penicillium verhagenii is the source of this 390-nucleotide messenger RNA. RefSeq lists its product as uncharacterized. Gene Ontology annotation, molecular function: nucleotide binding. The transcript has 4 exons. The coding region runs from base 1 to 390 and encodes 129 amino acids. Lineage: Eukaryota; Fungi; Ascomycota; Eurotiomycetes; Eurotiales; Aspergillaceae. The record is from RefSeq and is a predicted model, not a curated record.